Molecule: messenger RNA, 2035 nt
Organism: Clupea harengus (Atlantic herring)
Lineage: Eukaryota; Metazoa; Chordata; Actinopteri; Clupeiformes; Clupeidae
Gene: cutc
Product: cutC copper transporter homolog (E. coli)
Molecular function (GO): copper ion binding
Source: RefSeq, a predicted model, not a curated record
AUGGAAUCUUCUUCGACCUCUACUUGUGUUACAUAUUAUCGACCUUAUCACUACUGUUUCCAGCUCUGUAGACCUCUGCAACUGUAAUUAUCGGUUAGCAAAAAUAUCCCUACAGAAAAUAUAUUGCGGACAUAUUUUACUUUUUAUUUACCACCUAAUUUUUUAAGAUAUCUUACCUGGGUUCAACAGAAAUAAUAGACUGGUAUAAACCUAGCCAAUAUGUAAUUUUUUUUACCGAAUAUUAAGUGAUAUAUAUCUAAAAAUUUGCACUUUUUUAUACUGAAAGCCAAACAAACGCGCCUAGUGGGGUUAAAGGUGACGUCGCGGGCGCACAUUGCCGCUAGCAGGAUGUCAGACGGCUUCCUCAUGGAAGUGUGUGUAGACUGUGUGGAGUCAGCCAUUAAUGCUGAAAGAGGAGGAGCGGGUCGCAUUGAACUUUGCUCCAGUCUACUAGAGGGAGGAAUAACACCUAGUGUUGGACUGUUGCAGGUGGUGAAGCAGUAUGUCCGUAUCCCUGUUUACGCUAUGAUCCGACCCCGUGGAGGAGACUUCCUGUAUUCAGACCGUGAGGUCGAGGUGAUGAGGAAGGAUAUUGAGAUGAUGAAGAACCACGGGGCGGAUGGACUGGUGCUUGGAGCCCUGACUGAGGAUGGGAGGGUCGAUGCGGAGCUCUGCAUGGAGUUGUUAGCGGCCAGCCGUCCUCUGCCUGCCACAUUUCACAGAGCCUUCGACAUGGUCCAUGAUCCUGUCGUUGCCUUGGAAACGCUAAUCUCGCUAGGCUUCGAACGAGUGCUGACUAGCGGCCUGGACAGCUCUGUGCUGGAGGGUCUUCCUCUCAUCAAGAGGCUAGUGGAACAGGCCAAAGGAAGAAUAGUCAUCAUGCCCGGAGGAGGCAUUACUGAGCGUAAUCUGCAAAGGAUUCUAGAAGGUUCUGGAGCUCAGGAAUUCCACUCCUCUGCUAGGUCUGGUAAGGAAUCAGCCAUGAAGUUCAGGAAUUCCAGUGUGAACAUGGGAGCUGCUCUAUCUGUGCCGGAGUAUUCCAUAAAAGUGGCUGAUGUGACCAAAGUCCGCACACUGAAUGCCAUCGCUAAGAACACUCUUUAGGGUGCUGCGGGCCGGUCCCCCCUGCACCCUCUGGAAGCGGGUUCUGUCCUUAAGGAGAACGAGGAUGGAGAAGGAGUGUCAUGCAAAUCAACAGUGAGAUGAUGUCUUAGGGGGAUGAAAAAGCACACCAAUAAAACUUGAAAUACCUGUGAAACCCUGAUAUGGGUAGAUAUGGCAGAAGACAUGUUUAAAAAUCAAUAUCGGGAAAAUAAUGUUUACAGGAUGGUGAGGUUGUAUAAAAACCCAUGUCCGAGCUAGACAUGACAUGCGCAUUAGAGGCGAUUCCUCUACUUUCACACGAUUUGACCAUGUUCUACAAGAUGGUAUACAUAUUUUAUCAUGACCUGGUAGAAAUUAUAGAUGAUCUAAAACUACCUUGACAAGUCAGGUAGCUCGUAUAUCACAGAGAGAUAGACUCUGAAUAGAAUAUUACACGAGUGAAAUAAAUGUCAGUAACGCAUCUUCCCCAAGAUCAGUAUCUAUUUAAUAAAUCGGAACCUUUGGCCUCAGUGAGUCUGUGCCCUGUGCUGUCACUUUAGUCCUCUAUCCUUUCCUGAGCUUUGAUGUAAGAAGUAAAAUGUUUGUUUUUGGAGGCUUUUUUUCUUUUCCCUCAUUUGGAAUGAUUUAGAUUUGUUUGCUUAGCUCAUGCUGAGUUUGGGGAACCGCUGCUGAAGUGUGGGGCAUGGACACGACGCCUGAAUCCAGCUGUGUCAUUGAGUUACCUUUCACUCACAAGCUCGUCCACGGAAAGCCCCCAUCUACAGUACUACACUGGUGAUUCACAGUGGUAUUAGAGGUGUGGGCCAGGGGAUAUUUCUUGAUUACCUCGUCGCUCAACUCUGUACCUAUUUGUUUUUAUCAGUGGAUAGUCUGUUAGCCACUCCCUACUGAUAUUGUGCUAAUGGCCCUCAGGGCUAAUUGGCACAGCAGC